AUGUCUCGUCUCUUAUCUCUAGAGAGGAAUUUUAAGAUCGCAAAAAAAAGAUUUCGAGUAAAGGAGGAUUUGCCUUUACAGAUCGGUUGGAAGGAGAAGCUAUCAACAUUUGAUGCCUUCUUUGAAUGCCACGAGACGCUUCCGUAUAAGUUUGACAUAGAUUCAAAGAGAAACGUAUUUAUCGUCGAGAUGGGGGGAACUGCGCACUCUAUGCUUGCCACGACUCUAGGUUAUAUGUUUAAUGCUCCCAAUGGGGGCAUUCUUCUCGACCCCCCCAAUACAAGCCAUUAUCGUCCCGACGGUGGAGGUGUAAAAAAUGCCUCAGAUGUCGAAGUACAUCCGGGUGCAUACGUUAUUCCAAAAACUCCACUGACAACUCCAUUAAGACUAUGCCUCCAGUUAAUGUAG
Paraglomus brasilianum is the source of this 408-nucleotide messenger RNA. The record is from the annotation of a GenBank genome assembly. Lineage: Eukaryota; Fungi; Glomeromycota; Glomeromycetes; Paraglomerales; Paraglomeraceae.